AUGGUCGGCGAGCUCGGCACACAUGAUGUUGGCGAGCUGCUCAACUUCACUGGGUUUGCAGGAGUCAGCAUCACCCGCUCAGUAAUCGAGACUGCUGGCGAGCCAGUUUCGUGCUGCGCUGUGGUGGUCCCGGAGGAUCUCCCGUACCUCAUCCAUGAAUCUACAGCGGCGUGCCUCGCGUUCAAUGUAGGCGCAUCGAUCUCGAACUCGUUGGACUAUAGGGGUGCGACUGUGACGAUCAACGCCCAGCCGCCGCUGUCGGCAACCAACGAAGGCGAUCCCGCUCCACAGCGCUUGGGCAAGGUCGGGAUUGCGGAAUGGCACGAGGGCCUCCUCGUCGACGUCGGCUUUUCCGGCUCAUCGUGCACCAUCCCCGACAACCGCACCCUCUUUGUGGCCCAUGAACCCUGGACCAACACUUUCUGGCAUGACUUUCACAACGGCUUUAUGCGAACGUUCGGCACGCUCUAUGAGCUCGACGAUCCGUCACUGUUGCAAUGUGACGACAGCUGGCCCGAGGCUUGUCGGGUCAACACGACUAAGGUCAUCAUCGCCUAUUGGGUCACUUCAAUCGGAGAUCAUUCGGCCGGGCCUACCCUGCUCGGGCUGCUCCCACAUCUGGCGGACGAGAUCAUCACAGAGCCGGAUCCAUCGCACUGCUUCGCGCGGGUGGUUGCCGGCCAGGCCACGGCACUUGAUCUCAACGCUGGCAUUCGUUUUACAGUCAAGUCGACGAAGGUGCUCUCGUACUUUUCGCGCUGGUACUAUUAUGUUGCCACCGGCGAGCCGCUCGAGCCGGCGCUCGGAGUGGAGGGUGCGAAGACGCCAGGAUCGCGUUCAGGUCUUACAGAACUUGAUCUGGAGCGACUGGCCGAGCCGCGCACCGAGCAUCACGUGCUCAUUAUCUCCCGCCAACAUGCUGCGAAUGGGCGUAGGUGGGGCCCGGGUGUGAAGGAGGCCAUGAUGACCUGGCUCGAGAGCUCCGGAGUCUCUGUCGAAGCUGUUGACUUUGCGGCGGUGUCCGUAAAGGACAUCGCGGCUGCAGUCCGCCGGGCAACGGUCAUCAUCGGCGUCUCGGGUGCGGGCAUGAUCAACAUGAUGUUCGCGAGACCAGACACGGUGCUCAUCUACAUCUACCCUGAGCGUGUCUUUGCUCACAAUGAUCCGCUCAACAGCUCAGGCAUUUACAUCACGCUGGCGCGGAUGCGAGGCUGCCAAGUCGUGGUGGUUCAUGAAUAUACGGCCGGCUCGGAUACCGACAACUACCUCCCGCUUCCCAUCGCGGCGAGUUUCUUCAAGAUUGGCUUCACCCUCGGCCUCGGCGGGCGUUUCCCGCCACCGACGCUGGCCCCAGUUCCUUCGGUCUGGGAUGGCCCAUCGGCGGACGAGUACAAAUACACCAUCAUGUAG
Thecamonas trahens ATCC 50062 is the source of this 1410-nucleotide messenger RNA. RefSeq lists its product as uncharacterized. Lineage: Eukaryota; Apusomonadida; Apusomonadidae. Bases 1 to 1410 code for a protein of 469 amino acids. Gene Ontology annotation, molecular function: glycosyltransferase activity. The record is from RefSeq and is a predicted model, not a curated record. The transcript has a single exon.